AGCACGUACGUAUUGAUUCGUUUUAUUAAUCUUUUAACUUAGAAAACAGUAUUCUUUUUUUGUUUAUAGCUAGUCCAACACCGAGAAAAGAAGUCAAAGCAUGCUAUAAAUGUAAAGGUGCAGAAGCUUGUCGACCAGACAAACUUUCAGGAACGGAACUUCGAACAUCAAGUAUUUUUGGUGCCAACAAUUUAUAUUGCUAUACACAUUUUGAUCCAAAAACAGGUGUUGCUAUUGAACGUGGUGCUUUUGGAUUUGGUGAAGCUUUUGAUAAAAGUGUUAAAUGCGAUGCUAAACAUUAUAUAUGCUGUUAUGAUAACAUGUGUAAUACUCAUACAGCUGGUCUCUGCCCUAGAAAAUAUAAUGAUCAUGCAUAA
Messenger RNA from Adineta steineri, 377 nucleotides. The record is from the annotation of a GenBank genome assembly. Lineage: Eukaryota; Metazoa; Rotifera; Eurotatoria; Adinetida; Adinetidae.